Molecule: messenger RNA, 1302 nt
Organism: Lingula anatina
Lineage: Eukaryota; Metazoa; Brachiopoda; Lingulata; Lingulida; Lingulidae
Product: monocarboxylate transporter 13-like
Biological process (GO): monocarboxylic acid transport; transmembrane transport
Molecular function (GO): monocarboxylic acid transmembrane transporter activity
Source: RefSeq, a predicted model, not a curated record
AUGGUCGACACACCGCCGAAUACCCCUGCACUAAAAACUGCAGAACAAGGCGGGUAUCCCAAUGACGGAUUUGAGAACGAUACAAUAGACGGUGAGUUGCAAGAUGACAACUCUGAUUGUGACGUAAAAGACAAUAGUUUUAAACAUCUUGAGGAAUUAAGGGAGAUAGGUGCAGGAGAAGAAAAUGGCUAUUCAGAUAAACCAAUCAGGCUGGGUUCAGCGACUGGAUCGAGCUUUACAGACUCAAAAAGAGCGUCGAUUGAAGGGAGCCCCAGAGUUCAAACCGACAGCUGCAUGGAUUGGUUGGUAGUCUUGGCGUCCUUCUUAACUCACUUUAUCGUGUGCGGCAUUUUAUACUCAUUUGGUGUGUUUUAUAUCACUCUGCUAAAUGAAUUCGAAGAAACCAAGUCAGCGACGUCUUGGGUUGGCUCCAUUCAAAUAGCUCUUAGCUGGAUCAUGGGUCCAAUAGCAAGCUCCCUAUCAGAUAAAAUUGGACACCGAGCUGUUGGAGUCAUUGGUUCUGUUCUCGCUGCGACGGGGAUUGGCGUGAGUUCGUUAGCGUCUAAUGUGUACUUGCUGUAUUUUACAUUUGGAGUUAUCUCUGGUAUCGGUUUCGCACUGAUGUAUUUUCCAAGCAUUGUCUCAGUUCAGGAUCAUUUUGAGAAGAGGAAAAGUGUAGCUAUGGGAAUUGCAGUGUGCGGAUCAGGUGUUGGGACAUUUUCAAUGGCACCCCUUAUAGAAUAUCUUAUUGAAAGCAUAACCUGGAGGUACGCUCUUCUCGUACUGGCUGGCUGUCUUCUUUUAGGGAUUGGCUUGAACAUGCUGUUUGUGCCACCUAAAUUAAUAAACAAGGAGGAAAAUGAGACAGAACAGACCUUGUCAAGCAACGAUAAAACGACCAUGUUCUUCAAAAGCAUGUUCCACAUCUCUUUGCUACGAAGAGUUGAUGUUGUCCUGUGGCUAGUGUGUAAUUUGAUAAUCCAAAUAGGGCUCGUAGUUCCAUACACUUACAUACCAGAUAAAGCUGUAGAUGUGGGGAUAGAAGUGAAGAACGCAGCGUUCCUGAUGUCCAUUGUAGGUAUUGCUAACACAGUGGGCCGAGUCGUAAUGGGUCUGUUUGCUGACUUCCGGUGCGCUAACAGGCGAUAUAUGCUUGGGAUAAGUGUUAUGAUUACAGGGGUCAUGGUUGUCAUAUUGCCCUUUAUGAAGGAGUACGGUGUGAUUGCAACGGUGUGCACCUUUUACGGGUUAUCCCUUGGUAAGUGGAAUUCUGAUCAUCGUGUUCAACUCUUUCUUGCAUAG